AUGACGAGUGUGAGCAAACGUCACACCUGCUACGAAGGAGCCUCCUAUACAUAUUCACUACUAAACUCACAUGGGAGCAGUUCUAUCACGGGAAAUACUAAUGAUUUAUUACUGCACUCUUCUUCAAAUAAAAAGGAUAUAAAUCCGAAGCAAAAACGACGCUAUGUUACGUUUGGUCCUUAUAUUAUUGGAUCCACUAUAGGCCAGGGUGAGUUUGGGAAGGUAAAAUUAGGAUGGUCUAAGAGUAUCUCGAAUAAGCAAAGCCACAGUCCAUCGGCAAAUGGUCUUGGCUUGUACGCGACUCCUGCGUUACCCAUAGAAGUACCGAAACAAGUGGCAAUAAAACUUAUUAGAAGAGAUACAAUAUCGAAGGAUCCAAGAAGGGAAAUUAAAAUAUAUCGUGAAAUUAAUGCAUUAAAACAAUUAACACACCCAAAUAUUGUUAAACUAGAUGAAGUUUUACAAAACUCAAAAUAUAUUGGCAUAGUAUUGGAAUACGCUUCAGGCGGUGAAUUCUACAAAUAUAUUCAAAGGAAAAAAAGGUUAAAAGAAACGAUAGCAUGUAAAUUAUUUGCUCAGUUAAUAUCUGGUGUAAAUUAUAUUCAUUCGAAAGGGUUAAUUCAUAGAGACUUAAAAUUGGAAAAUAUUCUAUUAGACAAGAAUGAAAACCUUAUUAUAACCGAUUUCGGAUUCGUUAAUGAAUUCGUUACUAGUAACGAACUGAUGAAAACGUCGUGUGGUUCUCCAUGUUAUGCUGCACCUGAGUUGGUAAUAAGUUCACAACCAUAUGAAGCAAGAAAGGUGGAUAUUUGGUCAUGUGGAAUUAUAUUGUUUGCUAUGCUCGCAGGUUAUCUUCCCUGGGAUGAUGAUCCAGAAAAUCCAAGUGGUGAAAAUAUUGCUAAAUUGUAUUUCUACAUUACGACCACUCCAUUAAAAUUUCCAGAAUACAUUACGGCCAUUCCAAGAGAUUUGUUGCGAAGAAUUCUAAUCGCUGAUCCCAAGAAAAGGGUUGAUUUGAGAUAUAUCUUGAAGCAUCAGUGGCUGAAACCUCACACACCAUUUUUAUCAAUCUCUCCAGAAGAAUGGGAUAACAUUUCACGUUCACAAAGCAUACUUAGAUUACCAAAACAUAGUAAAAAACAAUAUUCAAAUAAUAGCAACAACGCAAAUACUAAUCUAAACAAGACAAGACCGCAUUCAUCAUGUUCAAUUUCAUCAAUGGGCUCUGGAAAUGAAAAGAGAAACUCUCUAAUAAUGGAUUCUACGCUUAUUUCAUUUCCUGUACCACCAAGAGAGUCACAAUCGCAUGUCCUUACGAUUCCACCUUCCACUUCUCCAGAGCGUCGUCACUCUCCAGUAAGCAGAAAUUCAGAAUUACAUAAACGAAGCAAUUCUGCAGCAUCAAUAGCAUUGCAAGCUGUUGUAGAUGCGGAGAGGGAGUACUACAAUUCUUCCAUUAGGGCUUCGAAAGAUAGGAGAAAAUCGAAUUCGUCCAGUGUUGGAAAAUCUCCUUUGAUGAAUAAUUCCUUUAGAAACAAUACAUCACCACUUUCUAAAAAAUCAAUAACUGGUAAGGAAAAUUCUCAACUUGAGAAUGUGUUCCAUGAAACCCAGCAUAACGGGGACACCUCCAUAGAGGAUAUUCUUCCGGAACUUCCCGUGAAGAACUCUUCAAUGUUACAUUCUCAAUUUGGUCCAAAUACAUAUACUCGUCCAACAAUCAAGAGGGGAAAUCAUAGUAAUAUAUUACCUAAACAUUCCAGCAACAUCUCACAUAGAAAACCAAGACCUACAUCAUAUCAUCCUGGAACCUUUUCCACAGUGCUGGAAGAUGAUUUUAGUUUUGACACUAAACCAGAUUAUGCGAAACAAAAGAUCCCUUCAGAUUCACAGAGUUCCAAGAAAACGGAAUAUUCAGAUUCACCUUUUGACAAUGUUCCACGCUUAGAUGUUGACACAGCGGUGACUUCUGUUGCUAAUUCGGCGGAGAACUCACCAAAAUUGUACCCACGCCGGUCAUUCUCAAUAAAAGAUAAGGCAUAUAUCCGUACUGACAACGUUUCAAUCAAUAUGACAAGUCAGUCAUCAUCCAAGCAUGACGUAGACUCGAGUAUUAGAUUGUUACAUGAACAAGUUGAUAAUCUAAAAUUGAAUAACCCUGAGGAUGAAAAGCCAGAGAGGAAGUAUCCUGAUAGGAAGAGAUUCAGUUUAUUUGCCUUCAACACACAGAAUGAGCAUGUUCAUCACACAUCUACUACCAAUUCUAAUAUGCCGAAUCAGCAAUUACCAUUGAAGCGGGACAUUUCAAAUACUAUUGCCAAUAGACAAUCGUUUAGAGAUUUCAAAAAGGUAGCAAGAGACAUAAAAGGUACGAAGGAGAAUGCAGGAGCCCAGCAUUCGACAACUGCUAAGAAAGUGAUGGAUUUUUUCAAAAGGAGAAGUACAAGACUUUGA
Messenger RNA from Kazachstania africana CBS 2517, 2454 nucleotides. RefSeq lists its product as uncharacterized. Gene Ontology annotation, biological process: intracellular signal transduction; protein phosphorylation. Lineage: Eukaryota; Fungi; Ascomycota; Saccharomycetes; Saccharomycetales; Saccharomycetaceae. The record is from RefSeq and is a predicted model, not a curated record. Bases 1 to 2454 code for a protein of 817 amino acids. The transcript has a single exon. Gene Ontology annotation, molecular function: protein serine/threonine kinase activity; ATP binding. Gene Ontology annotation, cellular component: cell cortex.